UUCAAUUUCUCUAGCUGUUUGACUUGAUAGAGAUAAAUAAUCCCAAUUUAUUAAUUGCACAUGUAAUGUAACCUUCUUCUUUCUUAUAAAAUUCCCACCAUCCAAUUUCGUAGAACCCCAAAACAAUAAACAUACCCUGCCUGCCUUCUUCAACCUCUGUCACACAUUCUCCUGUCUUCAGCAUAUGUAUUUACAAGGAAUAGGAAAUGUGGGUGAUAUUUUCAGUUGCAGACCAACUGUUUGAGAGAGAGUUGACUGGUCAAAGGGUUUCGAUUUUGAUUAUUUAAAGGGAGAAUUAAAAAUAAAAAAGUUGAAUGUAGUAAUUUGAGUAGUGAAAUGGCUGCAAACUAUUUGGCAGAUGAAAAUCCGGAGCAAAUCGGGUGCGUGUUUCAGAUCUUUAAUCGCCACCAUUCUGUUUCCACAAGGCGGAUUGUUGGAAAGCGGUGCAAUUCUGGAACUUUGUUUUUCAACAAUGAAAGAGACUCAAGUUUGGAAAAGCAUAGGCUAUCAACCGAAUCAUCUAAAGACUCUUUCUCUUCAUGGUGUCCUUCAUCUCCUUUCUCAAAUGUAGAUUAUAACAUAGACAACCAUCAAAACAUUGACCAUCGAGAUGUGGUCAAAGACUCGAUCUAUGAUGCUUUAAUGGAACAAGAUGAUUCAAAUAUCUUGUAUUGUCAUAAACCUAGAGAGCUUUCUAGAUCAAAAUCUUGCCAAUUCAAAGAUGGGUUUUCAUUUUCGUUAUCGAAAGAGUACCCACGGUUAUCUUUCGACGGGGAGGAAACCGACAUUUUGUUGAUUAAAACUGAUUCUAAAAUAACAAACCAGAGGCUUUCGUUAGAUAGUAGAGAACCGUUGAUACGUACUCUUAGUUCUGUUUCACUUGUACCCAAUAAACCGUCUAACCGAAACCCGAAAGUUAACAGUGAGGUCAAUGCCAACAACGAUCUGAGUCAAAGACGGCCACCCAGUGUCGUAGCAAAGUUGAUGGGCUUGGAAACUUUCCCAUCUUUGAAAUCUGUCAAUUCGUCAAAUGAUCGUGUGACGCUUAUUAAAAGUACGUUAAGGGAACCAACAUCUCCGUGUUGGAAAAAUGUUGACGUAAAGCCGAUUUCGAAGGUUCCCAUUGAAGCCGCACCGUGGAAGCAACGAGAUGGUGUUCGUGCUACAACAGCGUCAACUAAAACACGCGUGCCCGUAUUGAAUGUUUAUAGUGAAGUGGAUAAACGAUUAAAGAAUCUUGAGUUUUCGGAAUCAGGAAAGGAUCUUAGAGCGCUUAAACAGAUAUUAGAGGCAAUGCAGGCGGUUGAAGCGAGAUCUUCGGACCGUAGUAACGAUCAAGAAACGUUGUCUGAAAGUAAGGAGUCGGGAAUUUCUAACGAGUCGAGUAUUGUUAUCAUGAAACCUGCGAAGAAGGGGUUUAUAAAUAAUAAUACGGGUAAGGAUCUGAUUACUGAGAGUACGCGUGGAGAGAGGCGAUCUCGACCGUCCAUUCCUCGUACGGAUUCUGGUAAACCGAGAAAGCAGUCGAACAAGCCGCAGUUGGGGUCUAGGACCAGAAGGCAGAGGAGUCCUAACUCAACACCAGAGAAAUCAACGAUGCAUGUGAAGGUGGGUGAACGGGUCGCUCCAGAACAACCGAGUCCAGUCUCUGUUCUCGAUGAUUCAGUCUAUGUGGAUAAUCCACCUUCCCCUGUGAAACGCACGACGAUUACCAAAAAAGAUGACACUCCAAACUCCGCUAAUACUAUUGUUAAAGAUCGACAUGAAGCAGUAAACGGUAUUCAAUCAAACACGACUAUAUCAUUUCAGAUCACCCGUGAGAAGCUGAAGAGGGUCGAGGAUUUGGUUCAAAAACUUAAGAACCUCAAUUCCAGCCACAACGAAUCUCCCGCAGAUUACAUUGCAUCUUUCUGUGAAAACACAAACCCGAACAAUACAUACAUCUCGCAAAUCUUAUUAUCUUCCGGGCUCCUUCUCAGAGAUCUAAAAUCUUUCGAAUUCCACCCAUCCAGUCACCCGAUCAACCCUGAGCUAUUUUCGGUCUUGGAACACACCAAGUUCAGUAAUCUUCAAAACGGAAAGCGUCACAGGAAGCUAAUAUUUGACGCUGUGAAUGAAAUUCUUGUCGGGAAGUUAAGUUCAACUUCUAGGAUGAUGAUGAUGAUGCAGGAUUCUAGAAAGCUUUUGAGGGAGUUGUGUUUGGAGAUUGAGCAGCAGCUUGUAGUGCACAAGAAACAAGAUGGGUGUGGGCCCGGGAACGAGGAUGAUGAUUUGAAGAACAUUUUGGUGGAGGAUUUGUCGAAAAUGUCAGAAAACUGGACCGGUUUUUGUGGUGAAAUUCAGGUGAUUGGAGUGGAGGUUGAGCAACUUAUCUUUAGAGACUUGGUUGAUGAAGUUGUUAUGAGUUGUGCCCGCCGGAGCUCCAGUGAGUUUCUCGGCAAAUCCACUUGAUACUAAGAGGGUCGCUGGUGGUCGGGUUGUGUUUUUGUGUGAUCAUAUGAAGUUUAUAUAUAAUAUUUGGUUGUAAAUGUUUGAUUAUUGUUGUGGUUUUUUAACAUGCUAAUUUUAGGCUAGUAUAAAUUUGUAUUGUAGAAUCACUUUUAUUUAACAUUUCAGAUUUUUUCUGUUAUAAUGCUA
Helianthus annuus (common sunflower) is the source of this 2637-nucleotide messenger RNA. Its product is annotated as protein LONGIFOLIA 1. Bases 337 to 2451 code for a protein of 704 amino acids. The record is from RefSeq and is a predicted model, not a curated record. Lineage: Eukaryota; Viridiplantae; Streptophyta; Magnoliopsida; Asterales; Asteraceae. Gene Ontology annotation, biological process: regulation of monopolar cell growth. The transcript has 6 exons.